CUCCAAGGGUAUGCAAACUUUUGAGCACAACUGUAUAUAACUUGAAAAAUAGUUAAUAUUUUUUCUUAAAAUAACGAUUAAUUUGUAUACACUCAUGUAUAAGGGUCAUUAAAUCAGGUUGUCUGAUGAGAAAUCUUUUACAAAUCUAGAUUAUACUUUUUCAAGAACUUUAGCUUUUUAUGAGACUUUGAUUUUUGUUUAACUGUCUCCGGAUGGUUACGCCACAUGACGUUUCUUACUUUAAGCCCCAGAAGAAAAUAUCAAAAUAAUUUUAAACUCAGUAAUUGAACUCUGGUUUAAGGUUGAAUGUACAUGGACAUCUGAUAUAGCGACUGACCACCGCUGUGAAUUUGAUUUCAGCAAAUCAAGUGUGCCAGUCAUGGCAGAACCACAAGAUUACCUGAUGGAUGGCACUCCGCUCAUCACCGCCGCUCUACUGGGCAAGCUGCGUUUGGUUCGUCUGUUGGUGGAAGGAGGCGCCCAGGUCAACAAGCGCAACCAGAGAGGAGAGACACCCCUGCUGGCCGCCUGCCGAGCUCUUCGGGGCGAUCAGUGUGGAACAACUAUGCUAAAACUUAUUCAGUUUCUCCUUAAUAACCAGGCUGACCCAAACAUACAGGACAAGUCGGGCCGUACAGCCCUCAUGUACGCCUGUAUGGAGCGGGCAGGGGUAGAAGUGGCUUCUGCUUUGAUCGCAGCAGGCGCUGAUCCGAGUAUGGAAGACUACGCCGGGGCUUCUGCUCUCGUAUAUGCCAUAAAUGCCCACCAUCAGGACACUCUACAGGUGUUGCUCGAUGCCUGCCAAGCCAGAGGACGUGACAUCAUCAUCAUCGCCACAGAUUUAAACUGCGAUGGCAGCAGCGUGACACGACGUUACCUGAAUGUUCCGCCCUCACCUGACAACUCACCCGUCUCGUGUAUGUCUCCCUCAGAUAUCGAGCUGAAGACCAGCUCGCCAAACUCCGAGGGAGAAAACAUCUUCAAUUUUCGAGGUGGUGAGAUGGCGUCUCCUUUGCUUCAGAGGAGCAGUUCUUUGUACCGCCAACGGUUGCGCUCAGAACCCUGGCUGGCCAUUCAAAACCUGGCCCAUCUUACCCACACCUAUGAGAAGAACUUUGAGGAAUCUGUAGAAGACAACAAGGACGAGAAUGACGAAAGUCAUGAAGAGGAUCAAACCACCUCCUCACUCAGAAGUUUUCAAAGUGCUAGCCAAUUAAAGAAAACCGAUUUCAAACCCAAAUGGAACCAAUCAGGACAAGAGCGGCAACAAAGCCGAAGGAAUACUUUACCUGACCUUCAAGGUCAGUCGUUACUCCAGUUACCUUCCCUAAAACUGACACUCUCCAGCUCAGAUACUCACCUACACGAGUUACUUCCAGCAUCAUCCAGCGGAACCCAGUUCCCUUCCAUAUACAGAACCAGUUCGUUGUUUCUAUCGCCCCCUAGUGGGAUUCGUGAUUUCAGUACGACUAGCAAAAAGAAGCCGCGAGAGCAGUUGAGUGCUAAACCUCCGUCCCGGAGGGGUUUCCUGCCCCCUCUCCCCGUUAGCGCUACUGUAAAUGCUUUCCUACCACCCGUGUGCAGAGACCCAAACCCAGAAUCCAGAUCUACAGUCUCACUUCCUGUCAAACAGGAAGCUCAGAGCGGCAGGAGUCUGUUACGCCGCCACUCUAUCCAGCUCGGGCAGAUAAACCAGACAGGAUGUUCAGAGGAAACGCAAUAUCUUUUGCGAAAAUCUUCUAAUAAACCUGGCAAACAAUGAACUUAAAAAGGAACAGUUCACUCAAAAAUGAAAAUUCUGUAAUU
This is a messenger RNA of Myxocyprinus asiaticus (Chinese sucker), 1806 nucleotides long. RefSeq names its product ankyrin repeat domain-containing protein 34B. NCBI's taxonomy places the organism in Eukaryota, Metazoa, Chordata, Actinopteri, Cypriniformes, Catostomidae. Bases 380 to 1762 code for a protein of 460 amino acids. The record is from RefSeq and is a predicted model, not a curated record. The transcript has a single exon. Gene Ontology annotation, molecular function: protein binding.